CGAAAAGCAGAAAAUGUGAAGCCCAUUAGGCAACACCAGACGAUGUUUUCCAAAAAGGCCGCUGGGCCAGCGCAGCAGCCAUUUUGAGACUAUCUAUAAAGCGUUUGACGAAGAUUUUGACGCUUCUUGGUGUUGAAGACUUUGAAGCUCCGAGCUGCCGGUCGCCGACUACUGUGCCCGUGGAUAUGGAUCGGCUCUCAAAUGCAUUUUCUUUGCUGGAACUGGAUGCAACGGAUGAUAGGGAACACACGACCUCUUUUGCUGCUGAAGGCGAGUAUGAGAAAGAGAGGUUUACACUGGCAUUGAUUUCUGCCCAAGGGAAGAAGAAAGAUGACAGCUCAGGGGAUACAACCACUGUUAAUAAUGAUAAAAAUGGUCCACAAAGCUCAGAAGUGCCUUCUGGAGAGUGCAAGUUGCCACUUGUGUGGAUUGACCUGGAAAUGACUGGUUUGAACAUUGAAAUUGACAGAAUCUUGGAGAUUGCUUGUGUAAUCACAGACGGUAGUUUGACCAAAUCAAUUGAGGGUCCUCAUUUGAUCAUUCAUCAAGAGAAGGACUGCCUGGAUAGAAUGGGAGAAUGGUGUCAACAACAUCAUGCAGCCAGUGGUUUGACUGACAAGGUGCUAAUCAGUACCAUCACCGAAUGCGAAGCUGAAAAGCAGGUUGUUGAAUUUGUCAAAAAAAAUGUGGGCACAUAUACGCCUCUUCUUGCAGGAAAUUCAGUUUAUAUGGACUUUUUGUUUUUGAAGAAAUAUAUGCCCGAAUUGGCUAGUCUUUUCUCUCAUGUACUUGUAGACGUCAGCAGCAUCAAGGCACUAUGUCUCCGUUGGUAUCCAAGAGAUAACAAGAAGGCUCCUCAAAAAGAAAACAAGCACAGAGCUAUGGAUGACAUCAAAGAAAGUAUAGCAGAACUUAAGUACUACAAGGAAAACAUAUUCAAGGCAUCCAAGUCUAGGAAGUGAUGAGGGCAAGAUAGCAGCUUGUGGCUCCAGUGGUUUCUUUUUGAAUACAAGCAAUUGCAGCGGUGUUACAUGUCACGACUCUUGGCGUGGUCUGAAUGUAAAGUGGAUGGUGUGUUAGUUCAUGCAGAAUAGUAAACACGAUUUCAUUUGAAUGUAAAGUGGAUGGUGGAUUAGUUCAUGCUGUGUACCUUUGGUAAUCGAUGCAUGGUGUGUGUGGUUAAUCAAGAUAAAUAUUGAUUUUCUUAGCAAGAUAAAUAUAUGGAUGAAAAUUUUGUGCGUGUAAAAA
This is a messenger RNA of Coffea arabica (coffee), 1248 nucleotides long. Lineage: Eukaryota; Viridiplantae; Streptophyta; Magnoliopsida; Gentianales; Rubiaceae. The record is from RefSeq and is a predicted model, not a curated record.